AUGUCCCUCGUCCCUCCUUCUAAAGGCGAUGAACCUGAUCUCGCCGGUCGUGCCGCUGCAAAACUUCAAUAUGAGGUUGCGCAGUACGUCGAGACCAAGACCGUCACCACGACCACCACGACGAAGCGCUCCUUUCCUCCCCUGUUCAUCCGGCAACCGCGGCCUCUCGAAGCCCUUGAUGCAAAAGAAUACCCCUUGGCGCAGGGCCCCACGCCAGCAGGUCUGCGGAAGUUCUCUUUGGACCUGAACGACAAUGACGACGAGUUUGCCUGGUCCUUCGCCGAGCCAGCUUAUAGCCCGGUGUCUUCUGAGGAUCACGUCAGUCCGGCUCGCGAGGCCAUUAAUCCUCCUUGUCGCGGCACCCCGGUCCCCGAAUUACAAUCAAAACCUCCUCGGCCUGCUACCGAGUCCCAGACGCGUCGCUCACGCAGACAUAUGCCCAACUCCGGCGCCAGUCCCUCUGCCGGCAAGGCCUCUCAGAGAUCGUCACGCAGCCAUGCACCCACUUCGCAUGUGUCCGACCGGCUCCGCAGGGCGGUGUCUAACGGUGCUCGGGACAGGAUCACACGCCAGACGUCUUCACAGUAUCUCGCCACCCCGGAUAGGUCUGACUCGGUGGCGGGCAGCACCGAGUGGCCCCAGAGGUUACGUCCCCUCAAUGUCGAUAGGCUAGUGGAGCCGUCCACCUCCAACCCCAGCCAGUCCACCGCUGCCUAUGACGCCGCCAGUCCAGCCGGCAGCGAGUCGCAGACGGUGUUCAGCAGCAGUGUGGCCACCCCUCCUAUUACCGACGCCGACGUUGAGCCGUUCGCCGAUCCUCUUGACGAUCUGAGGCCGGUCUCGUCACGAGCAUCCCAACCACCGCGUUCCUCCAUCACCGUUGCUGCGGGAGAUGCGAGCCUGCCUAGCCCACGGCUGUCUCCAACCCUGGCCGCUGCCCAGCUGCACACGACUGAGACGCAAGAUGACGAGAUCGAGGAAGAGGAAGAAGAAGAAGAAGACCCAAGCUUUUCGAAGAGUAUUACCAGGUCGUCACGGCGGCGAUGGAUUGACGAGAACCAGGACACACAGUCCACGAUCGAUCUGGACAUGGAACUGGCUCUGGUCGGUCAUGAUUCGCCGUCCAAUCGUGACCGAGGUUCUUUCGAUCGCUCUUCCGGGCUUCUUGACACUCGCUCCAUGCUUGAAUCCUUUGACGCAAUGCCCAACGAGAUGAAGACAUUCAUGAUGUACCAGUUUCUCCGCAGAUGUCCCAGGAAGACCCUGCACAUGGUUGCCGAUGUUGUGAAUCCGGCGCUCAAGUGCGAUUUCCUGAAGCAGCUGCCUGUCGAGCUGGGUCUGCAUGUCCUGAGCUUUCUUGACCAUCGUGAUCUCUGCCGUGCGGCGCAGGUCUCGAAGCACUGGCGCAACCUGAUUGACACCAACGAGACUGGCUGGAAGGAACUCCUCGAUAGAGAUGGGUUCAAGCUCGCGCCCGGCGAGCUCAAGAAGGCCAUCAAGCAGGGCUGGGGCUGGCAAGAUCCUGAGGGUCCGGAAGGCGCUGAGCUCGAUGUCAGCUUGCAGAACCGCCUGACUUCUACCGAGGCCGAACUGUGGUCGCCGGGGGCCGACGGCCACACGAAGACUCGUAGCUCUAAGCGGAAGCGUCUAGAGCAGAGCCACUCGCACUAUGCGCAGCGCAAACGGCGGGUGAGUGCUCGUGAAGUUGUCAAAGACGACUCGCCUUCAUCUCCGCCGAAGCUGUUCAAGCCAGACGGCCCCAUCUCAGCGGCCGGCGAGGCAGCAGCCGCCGUUUCUGAUCCCCAAAUCGGCCUGCCGAGUCUUCGGAGACUCCAUCUUUUCAAGUCACUGUACCGCCGUCACUACAUGAUCCGCCAGAGUUGGACGAGUGGCAAGGUCAAGCCUGGUCACGUCGCUUUUGCCGCACACCCACGCCAUGUGAUUACCUGUCUGCAGUUCGACGAUGACAAAAUUAUUACCGGAAGUGAUGAUACUCUCAUCCACGUUUAUGAUACCAAGACUGGCAAGCUGCGAAAGAAGCUCGAGGGCCACGAAGGUGGAGUCUGGGCUCUUCAGUACGAAGGCAACAUACUGGUGUCCGGGAGUACCGACCGGUCUGUUCGCGUUUGGGAUAUCGAGAAGGGUUUGUGCACACAGGUGUUUUUCGGCCAUACCUCUACCGUACGGUGUCUUCAGAUUCUCAUGCCCACCGAGGUGGGUAAGACAUACAGUGGAGAGCCGAUCAUGAUGCCGCCGAACCCUCUUAUUAUCACUGGAUCGCGAGACAGCCAGCUGCGCGUGUGGAGGCUGCCCGAAGCAGGAUCUCGUAGGUAUAUCCAGACAGGCCCCCCCGCUAACGACGCUGAGUGUCCCUACUUCGUCCGAAUCCUGCCUGGUCACACUCAUUCUGUCCGCUCCAUUGCUGCCCACGGCGAUACUUUGGUGUCUGGUAGCUACGACGCGACGGUCCGUGUGUGGCGUAUCAGUACUGGCGAGGCGCUGCACGUCCUCCAUGGUCACACUCAGAAGGUCUACAGCGUGGUCCUCGACCACAAGCGGAACCGUUGCAUCUCUGGAUCUAUGGAUUCCUUUGUCAAGAUAUGGGAUCUCGACACUGGUGCUUGCCUCCACACUCUUGAAGGUCAUACUCUCCUCGUGGGCCUUCUCGACUUGCGCGACGAACGCCUGGUCUCUGCUGCGGCAGACAGCACACUUCGCAUUUGGGACCCCGAGAACGGGAAGUGCAAGAACACUCUUAUGGCCCACACUGGCGCCAUCACUUGCUUCCAGCACGACGGGCGAAAGGUUAUCAGCGGCAGCGAGAAGACUGUAAAGAUGUGGGACAUUCAGACCGGCGACUGUAUCCAGGACCUCCUAACGGACUUGGGUGGCGUGUGGCAAGUCAAGUUUGAUGAGCGUCGAUGUGUCGCAGCUGUGCAGAGAGAUAAUCUCACAUAUGUCGAGAUCCUUGACUUUGGAGCCGUCAGAGAUGGAAAGCCACCUGAGGAGCUCGGCAAGCGCAUCCUGCUCAACGGACCCGAGGUGCAGCACAUCAUCGAGGAAGAGCCUUAGUAUAUCUUAGCCCUUUGUGGCUGAUCUGCAGCUUGUUCCCUUACCCACAAUGGCCAUAGCCCAUAGACACCUGCAGGAUGGGAAGCAUGGCCACUCACGAACACGAAGUGAGGUGGCCUCGGAAAAGGUUGUUUGCUCUACCGCGGACAAAAGCAUUGUGGAUACGCAUGUGUGGUUUGUUGUGUUCUUGCCCCUAUCGAGUGCCCUGUCACACCGCAUUGUUCAUGUUUUUGAUUUUUCUUUCUGUGUCACAUACCUGGAGCGUUCCUCAUUUCGAAACAGUUUUUUGUUUUUUCCCUCCCCUCCCAGCGGAUCAUUCAACCAAAUCUGCAGUAUAUAUCAAUCAUGGGUCUGGUUUGUCAUUCCAUUCUCAAUGUUAGGCGGUCUCGUUUUGCCUUCUUCUUUUUGGGCGUACAGGCAUCGGGACCUUAACUGGGCCAAGACGAGGUAUAUCAUGUCGUUCCGUCGCGGGGUUGUUGGUAGAUAGCGUUAUUCGCGAGUCUUAAUCUGAUGCUUAAUGACCAC
Messenger RNA from Cryphonectria parasitica EP155, 3597 nucleotides. RefSeq lists its product as uncharacterized. The transcript has 4 exons. The coding region runs from base 1 to 3072 and encodes 1023 amino acids. Gene Ontology annotation, molecular function: protein binding. NCBI's taxonomy places the organism in Eukaryota, Fungi, Ascomycota, Sordariomycetes, Diaporthales, Cryphonectriaceae. The record is from RefSeq and is a predicted model, not a curated record.